AUGCCAAAACCAGACGAUGCUUUGGUAACUGACCAAUGUUCCGUAUCCUACAUGACACCAUGGGCAACAGUAGUAGCGUUGACCACCUGCUACUUGCUGGUUAUUUUAUGGAUCUGUAAGAAUGGCAAAAAGAUGUGUCUUCCGGUCCCUGACAACCUUUUUCCUUAUCAAAAACAGCUGAAACAGUUGAAACGAGAGCUGUCACGAUACCUUGUCGAGGAUAACUGUAUCGAAAUUUUUGGCACACCACUGGCUCACACUGCUCAAGGUACACUUUUUCGUGGAACACUUGUACCAAGAGUGAAACAUCGAACAACUGAAAGAGUCCCUGUGGCUGUGAAAGUUAGUCAUCCUAAUCCAAGGCAUAGCGUUGCUCUCUUAGAAGAAUCAGCACGGAUUUGUCGUCUUUCGCAUGCCAACAUAUCUCGAAUCGUUGCCGUCUCUCAUCUGUCAUUUGCAGUUCUGCGACCCGCUGUGGCAGUAGAGUGGUUAGCGGGUGGAAAUCUGGCUGACUAUUUCCAACAUCAAAUUCGUGAUCGAGAAGAACGAGAUCGACCAUUAAUAUUACUGAAAGAUAUACUUGACUUACUGGUACAAGUGAGUGCUGCUCUGAAACAUUUUCACGAGGUUCUGGGCGAUGUUGCCCAUGGAGCAGUCACAACGGAAAACGUACAGCUGACGUCGAAGGACUUGCGGAGGUGCGUAAUUAAGCUGAGCUGUCUCUAUCCACCAACAACAUCCAGGCUUCCGCCGGAAAUUGUUUGUUCUACCGAGCGGAAUCCUAAAUACAGACAAGAAGGUGACAUUUGGAUGUUCGGUAUAUUGUGCUGGGAGAGUGUGACGUUAGGCGCGGAGCCUCACUAUCAAAGAACUACGGAAGAAAUUCAACGUUGUUUUCGCUUGCCGGAUCGAGGUCUCGCUUGUCCCCAAGGCUGUCCAUUAGAUGUAUGGUCUUUGGCGAUGGAAUGUCUAUCGGAAGCUCAUCGUCGUCCACGUCUUACUGGAACAACACCUAAUCUUAUGGAAAGAGUGCAAAUGUUGCGCAGUUUUUACGCGCAAUCGAUGGAAUGUGUAUAUCCUGUGCCGAACAUAGGGAAUUGUACGUGCAUAGAACAUAAAUGUAAAAGAGGAGAGAGCUUCGAUAGAGAAUAA
Molecule: messenger RNA, 1152 nt
Organism: Necator americanus (New World hookworm)
Lineage: Eukaryota; Metazoa; Nematoda; Chromadorea; Rhabditida; Ancylostomatidae
Exons: 9
Coding region: 1-1152 (383 amino acids)
Biological process (GO): protein phosphorylation
Molecular function (GO): ATP binding; protein kinase activity
Source: RefSeq, a predicted model, not a curated record